Messenger RNA from Rotaria sp. Silwood2, 216 nucleotides. The record is from the annotation of a GenBank genome assembly. NCBI's taxonomy places the organism in Eukaryota, Metazoa, Rotifera, Eurotatoria, Philodinida, Philodinidae.
AUGAAAACAAAAUUUGUCAAUUUUCGUAAAAAAUUUGAAGCAGGUCAUGCAGAAAAUAUAGUUCGUGAUUUUCAACGUGAAUCAAAAACAAACAAAAAUAUCCUAAAAAGAAGAAAUGAAAGUGAAUGGAAUUGUUUAACUACUGUUGCCUAUGUUGAAUCAGUUAUGAAACGUGUAUCACAUUUUGAAGAUAUUGAUUCAGAUAAAUUUGCAUGA